Molecule: messenger RNA, 444 nt
Organism: Paramuricea clavata
Lineage: Eukaryota; Metazoa; Cnidaria; Anthozoa; Malacalcyonacea; Plexauridae
Source: the annotation of a GenBank genome assembly
AUGGACGCUAUUACAUUCAAACGUGAACGAUACGAGAUAAAGAGCUUCACCACGAAUAACUACAAGAAAGUUCCACACGAAGAGCUGGAUUUUGGAAUAUACAAAAAACCCAAUCUUGUAGCAUUUCAGACGACAGAGUUAAGGCUUCCUCUAUGGAUUGAAGCCGUAUACCAUCGAUACUAUCGAAACGAAAUCUUCAACGACAUAAACAACGAACUUGAGACAAAAUGGACAGAGCAAAACGACGCAAGCAACACAUCAAAAUGCGAAGAAAUCUCGAUUGAAAUCCUUCACAAAAACGAAAACGUAUUAACAAUCACAAUCUUUGUAACCAAAGGAAGAAUUCAAAUACAAGGCCGGUUCACGAAAGCCUGGGGAAUCGACGAAUUCGACCACGUACGUGCCAUUGUAAACAAUGAUGAGGAAGCCAACGAAAACACUAAG